Molecule: messenger RNA, 606 nt
Organism: Dioscorea cayenensis subsp. rotundata (Guinea yam)
Lineage: Eukaryota; Viridiplantae; Streptophyta; Magnoliopsida; Dioscoreales; Dioscoreaceae
Product: ubiquitin carboxyl-terminal hydrolase 24-like
Exons: 3
Coding region: 1-606 (201 amino acids)
Biological process (GO): protein deubiquitination
Cellular component (GO): cytosol; nucleus
Molecular function (GO): cysteine-type deubiquitinase activity; cysteine-type endopeptidase activity
Source: RefSeq, a predicted model, not a curated record
AUGCCACACGAUUCUGAAAAUGCAGAUCCCUUUUUGGAGAUUGUCCAGCCGUUCCUUGUGCUCCACCUUAACAUCACUUCCAGCAGUGUGCACACCAUUGAGGACUCGCUGAGAUUACAUUUUGGAAUUAAAAACAAUGAAGGAUACAGAUCGUCUGAGGACUAUGAGGACAAAAACAGCGCCGGCAAAUCAACGAAGAUUGAAAAGCUUCCUAGGAUUUUAAUAUUGCAUCUUAUGCGUUUCAGCUUUGAGAAUUCUGGUUCUGGAUUUGUUAAGUUUGAUAAACCAGUUAAAUUCCCGUCGGAUUUGGAGAUCGAAAAUGAUCUUCUCGCCAGCCCCGCACAGCAUCAAAGAAUCUUGUAUGAACUGGUGGGAAGUGUCACCCACCAUGGAAGUAAAUCCUCCAUAGGGCAUUACACAGCCGACAUCAAAUACCCCGAUGGCCCAUGGAUGAGCUGCGAUGAUGAGAGGUCGCACCUGUUAGCUCGAGCGAUGUUUUCCACGAUCAGGCUUAUAUUCUUCUGUAUGAGCGAUUAUGUUGUUGUGAUUGCGCUUGUCAGGGCCAAAUAUAGCAUUAAUAGGGAGUCUCUUAGUCUAGGAAAAUGA